AUAGUCAAUAGAAAAUUUUUAAAUUAUAAAGAUUUUUUUGCUAAUUUCGCUCGAAAUCACGAAGAGACUUUAAGAUGGCGCAAAAUUUCUUGUACAUGUUCGAAUUCGUGGUCGAUGAUUUGCUGGUGACACGACCAAAUUAUUGCGCUCCUGAAGAAUAUCCCACCUGCUGUGAAGUUUCAUUUCGUAAUAGUGUUUUUGUCUCGAUAUGCGAUCGGGAAUAUGGUCACUGCGUUGAUCCCAGUGCAACGAAAUGUGGCAAAUGUUGUCUCUUCUCACUGGAAAGUCCCAUACAAGAUGCCGACCGUUUAAUGUUCCAUGUGUACAAAAAGAAAACGGACAAAUGUAAAUUCCUUAUCGGUUGCAGCGAUAUGCCGAUACGUGGCCUUUUCGAUAAGGUAAUGGAGAGUUUUGAAAUAGAAAAUCCGAAUUGGGAAGAUGGUUUGCGGAAACACCUGCAAACAAUGCCGCAUGCUGGUGUGCCACCAAAAUGCCCGGCCAUUGUGGACAAUGAUUGCAACGAAGACAGUAUGGGGAGAAGGGAACAACUGUGUCCCACCUCGGAGUUAACCAAACGUCUGCUGCCUUUGUUCAAUUUGAAUGGUUGUCAGACGGGAAAUAUUGUAAUGAUCAUACGUCUGGUGGCCAAUGGUCCGGCAAUAGUCUCCUCUUUCCCCUUUUCGAAAAUUUGCAAUUCAGGAUGUAACAAAAGCUGUAAUAAGGAAGGUGGUAAUUCCGGCCGUUGUGGUGGUGGUGGAGCUACGGACGGUAGUAGCUACCCAGAAACUUCUCGUUAUGAGGGUGGUGAUGAUACCAAUGAGUUGGAAGAGACUGAUAGGGCUUGUGCCAAACCAAGUAGGAGACGUCAAAGUCAACCCUGUAAUGGUUGUCCAGCUUUGGAUGAUCCUUGUUUCACUCCCGAGAAGAAGCAAAUUUGUCAACGUUAUUUUGCCUGUAACACCGACAAAGGAUGUCCAUGCGAUGAGGUGGAAGAUGAAUGUGCCAGAGCUCCCAUAUGUAAGGAACAAAAAUGUCAUCUUCAAAAUUGUAGUGGAUCGUGUGGACCUUCAAAGAGGCCUAAAGAAUCAAUGGCCAAUAGAGGUGGUUGUAAUAGUCCUUCAAAAGGCGAUGAUUGUUCCUGCGACGAAUGUGCGAAUGCCUGUGAAGCAGGUGAUGCCGCUGCUAAAGAUCCCUGCGAUCCCUGCAACGUUUGCAUGCCACCAUGUUUUGUGACACCACGAAAACCGGAACCAGGACCAGAUGCCUAUGAUGAGUUUGAGGCAUGUCUCAAUGGCAGUGGUUUGGUAAUACGUGUCCUCAAAGAUACCCAUUGUGUUGAGAAUAUUUGCGAUGGCACCGAAAAUUUUCAAGAUGACCAUUCAAGUGAUGAUUGUGAAAAGCCCAAAGCUUCUUGUGAUGUGGAUAAACUGCUGGAACACAGCUCAUUUGCUCGCAAUCAUAUUAAACGUCGCACCGGCGGCCACAUCAUCAAUCAUCCGAAAUUACCAAAAAUACGUGCCAACAUCAAGUACUCGGGCAAUGAUGAAUGCUGUCCGGGCGAGAGCUAUCAUGUGCCAUAUUCGAAAAUAAAACAAUUCUGCAAUGAUCAACAGAAUAAAAUUGAAAGUUAUCGUAGCCGUCGCAGUCGUGGUGGCGGCGGAGAUUGUGGCACCAUAUGCCCUCCUUUGCAUCCGAAUGAUAAUAAAAACUGCUGUGUCCAAGUGGAUCGUGAUGAUAUACGAAAUGCCAUGAAGGGCAUCGAUUAUGAUAUGCGUAAAAAGGGUAUUGAGGUUUGCUACAAGACCUGCGAUGAAACAGACACUGACGUCUUUUUGGUGAAGUUGGGUAGCAAACAGAAAUGCCAACACAAACGGAAUAACAUCGAAAUUGAAUUGAAGACACCGAAACAGCCAAUUGUAUUGCCAGUUCGACGCGUGACGACAGAGACCCAAAUCGAUGAGGUUGAAUUGGAUGCAGCCUUGUCGGGCAUAUGUAAGGGCAAGAAAAAGGGAAAGAAAGGCAAGGGCAAGAAAUGAAAGAAAUAUGGGAAUUUAUUUAAUUAAAAUCAAGUGUAACCUAGAAGAUAGAAAUAUUAUUUUUUUUUUUACAUUUUUAUUAGAUUCUGCAACUCUAAAAAAAUAAUAAAAUUGUGAAAUUUAAAAAUUGAUUUUUUUACUUAAAAAAACACCGAAUAUAAAAAGGUACAAUUACUUAUUUAGUUACAGAUAUAUGU
Messenger RNA from Musca domestica (house fly), 2233 nucleotides. RefSeq lists its product as uncharacterized. The transcript has 5 exons. NCBI's taxonomy places the organism in Eukaryota, Metazoa, Arthropoda, Insecta, Diptera, Muscidae. The record is from RefSeq and is a predicted model, not a curated record. Bases 75 to 2036 code for a protein of 653 amino acids.